CAGCAUGCCUGAACGCCCCUUCCUGCUCGCUGGAGCCCGGUUCGAAUUCCGCGGCCAGUCAGCGCCGAAUUGCACGGAACUCGACGUCUAUUACGACCCGCGGGAUAUGGCCGGCCAGUUCCCAAGCACGACGCAGGAUUCGGAUGCCUGCCAGCAGCGCUGCAAGUCCGUGA
Messenger RNA from Prorocentrum cordatum, 173 nucleotides. The record is from the annotation of a GenBank genome assembly. Lineage: Eukaryota; Dinophyceae; Prorocentrales; Prorocentraceae.